Ziziphus jujuba (common jujube) is the source of this 1560-nucleotide messenger RNA. Its product is annotated as peptide chain release factor APG3, chloroplastic. Lineage: Eukaryota; Viridiplantae; Streptophyta; Magnoliopsida; Rosales; Rhamnaceae. The coding region runs from base 86 to 1324 and encodes 412 amino acids. Gene Ontology annotation, cellular component: chloroplast. Gene Ontology annotation, biological process: plastid translation; thylakoid membrane organization; chloroplast organization. Gene Ontology annotation, molecular function: translation release factor activity, codon specific. The transcript has 15 exons. The record is from RefSeq and is a predicted model, not a curated record.
AUCAUAAUUUUAAGAACUUUUUUAUAUCCGACUCUCUCUCUCUCUCUCUCUCUCUCUCGCUUAUCUGCUUGCAGCGGAGUGAAAAAUGAGCAGCUUAACUACGUGCUCAACAACAACGGCUCGACUACUUACACUUCCAGUACGACAUCGUUUUAGAGACCCCUCGAGAAGCACUCUGGUCCUUAAACCUCCGCCCAAAUGUCCAAGAAUCGUUUGCAUGGCCGAGCCCUAUUUGAUAACUAAACUGGAAUCUGCCGAGAAGACUUGGAAAGAAUUAUCGGUCAAGCUAGCUGAUCCAGAUGUUGUCUCAAAUCCUAGUGAGUACCAAAAGCUGGCACAAUCUGUGGCAGAGCUUGACGAGGUUGUGUCAACCUUUAGAACGUUCAAGGACUGUGAGAAACAAUUAGAAGAGAGCAAGGUUUUAGCAAAAGAGGAAGGAAAUGAUGAGGAUAUGGCAGAGAUGAUAGCAUAUGAAAUUAACUCCUUAUCCAGUCAACUCAAAGAACUUGAGGAGAAGCUUAAGGUGCUACUUAUCCCAAGUGAUCCUCUUGAUGCGAGAAAUAUAAUGCUUGAAGUGAGGGCUGGUACUGGUGGUGAUGAGGCUGGACUUUGGGCUGGUGACCUUGUUCGUAUGUAUCAAAAGUACUGUGAGCGGAACUCUUGGAAGUUUGCUCCAUUAUCAAGCUCUGAGGCUGAAAAGGGAGGAUUCAAAACCUAUGUGAUGGAGGUAAAAGGAAAUCGUGUUUACAGCAAAUUAAAAUAUGAGUCUGGAGUUCAUCGGGUUCAACGUGUUCCUCAAACAGAGGCACAGGGUCGUGUGCAUACUUCCACUGCAACAGUUGCCAUUAUGCCUGAGGCAGAUGAAGUUGAGGUGGUAAUUGACCCAAAGGAUAUUGAACUGACAACAGCUAGAUCUGGGGGUGCUGGAGGGCAGAAUGUUAACAAGGUUGAGACAGCUGUUGAUCUUAUUCAUAAACCAACGGGAAUUCGCAUCUUUUGUACUGAAGAGAGGACUCAGCUUCAGAACAGGACACGGGCCCUUCAGCUGCUUCGAGCAAAAUUGUAUGAGAUAAAAAUGAGGGAGCAGCAAGAAUCGAUUAGGAAUCAACGUAAAUUACAGGUUGGCACUGGCGCUCGUGCAGAAAAGAUUCGGACGUACAAUUACAAGGACAACAGAGUUACCGACCACCGGUUAAAGGUGAACUUUGAGCUCACCUCUUUUCUUGAUGGUGAUAUAGAGGAUGCAGUUCAGUCUUGUGCCUCCACGGAGCAGAAGGAACUCCUGGAAGAGCUUGCUGAAUCUGUCGGUGCCUCAGCUGGCUGAUUUCCAGCAUUUUGUGGGGGCAUAUGGUUGGGGAAAAUCGUGCUCUUAGACAUAAUACUCAUGAGGGAACUUUUGAUGGAAAUACAUGUUAAAAAGAGAAAUUUACUAGGUAACGUAUAGAGCAAGAUCUAUGAUUAUUUGCUGUCUUGUACACAUUGAAUAGGAAAAUGCACACUUCAAUUUGUAAAAUUCUUUAUUCUAUUUCAUUUAUAUCAGAAGUCACAUGUUGAACUGAA